AUGCUCUUCCUUGUGACGGGCCUCCCGUUCGCCGCACGCCAGGCACACGGGUCCGUCGUCUCUUCUGACAAGGCCCCUCGACCACACGACAACGCAGCACCUUCACUCCCAUUCCCUCCCACAUCCCCACAUCCCACCCUGCCAACCACCACACCCCCUUGCCACCCCCGGAGAUUGUGCAGCUGCUUUGCUUUGCUCUGCUUUGCUCUGCUCUGCUUUGCCAUACAACACCCUCAACUCCAUGCGCACAACCUAACCUUCUCCCUUCUCCCUUCUCCCCUCCCCGUUGUCCUGCACCUUGCAGGCUGCUACACCGCUCGCUCGUCCAUGUCCGCUGCUCGCUUUGGCCCCUCCACCCUCCUCCCCAUGGCACAACAAGCCGGCUACCGGGCGCCGGCUCCCAUCGCCGUGUCCAAUGCGCCGCCCGGUACCUUUGCGCCGGGCACCAAGGUCCAGGUCGGCAACCACCGCGUCACCAUCGAAAAGUACCUGUCCGAGGGUGGCUUUGCCCAUGUCUACCUCGUCCGCGUUCCCAAGUCUGAACAGCGGCUGCCCGACACCGCCGUCCUCAAACGAGUCGCCUGCCCCGACAAAGAUGCGCUCGCCAACAUGCGGACCGAGGUGGAGACGAUGAAGAAGCUCAAGGGCCACUCCAAGAUUGUCACCUACAUGGACUCGCACGCCUCCCAAUUAAAGGGCGGCGGCUACGAGGUCUUCCUGCUCAUGGAGUUUUGCAGUGGCGGUGGCCUCAUCGACUUCAUGAACACCCGGCUGCAGCACAGGCUGACCGAGCCCGAGAUUCUGCACAUCUUCUCCGACGUGGCCGAGGGCGUGGCGACCAUGCACUACCUCAAACCCCCGCUGCUCCACCGCGACCUCAAAGUCGAAAACGUCCUCAUCACCACCGUAGACAACAACAGGAUAUACAAGCUCUGCGACUUCGGCUCCACCGCGCCCCCGAGACCGGCAGCCACGACGGCCGCCGAGGGAAGAUUGAUCGAGGACGAUGUGCAACGACACACCACCCUGCAAUACCGCAGUCCGGAAAUGAUAGACGUCUAUCGCAAGCAGCCCAUUGACGAGAAGAGCGACAUUUGGGCCUUGGGCGUGCUGCUCUACAAGCUAUGCUACUACACUACCCCGUUUGAAGAAGUGGGCCAGAUGGCCAUCUUGAAUGCGAGCUUCAAGUACCCAGCCUAUCCACCCUUCUCAGACAGGAUCAAGAAGCUCAUAGGUUGGAUGUUGAGAGAGAAUCCUCAGCAUAGGCCCAAUAUUUACCAGGUCGUGGCCGAGGUCUGCGCCAUGCGACAUCGUGCCAUUCCCAUCAAAGACAUCUACUCGGGACGAACACACUCGGAAGCUCGGAGGAACGAGCAGUUGCCGCCUGCCGAGCCACCAGUCCAUCCUCCUCCCGUGGUAGGCCUGCAGAAAGUGGCGCCCGUGAAACAAGUACAGCAAUUGCCAGAGAUAACACCCAUGCGUAGGGGAAGGCCAACCGCUCCUGUUCAACAGCCUCCAGGUGCAAGACCUAGUCCUUCGCCGAUGAGAGGGACAACGGCCGACCCGUUUGCUGCUCUUGAUUCCGAAGAUGUUCAGCUUCGACGUGCUGCAGCGGACGAGCUUGCCGCACGAUUCCCCUCCCUGGACGACUUCUCUCUACUACAUGAUCGUGGUCAAAAGUUCGAAUUUGGCGGCGGCGGCGGCGGCGACUCCCCCACAGGAAACGAUCCUGCUUUUUCAAAGCGCGUCGUCGAGGCUCUAGCCGACGAAGCCUUUGCUUCACCGUCCGUACCCCAGACCGAGUCCGCUCCCAUGUCCCAACCAGCAUCGAAUGGGCAGUCAUCCAGUUUGUCGACAGCGGCUGCCUCCACCAACAAAUCCAGGUCCUACGAGACCAAAGACAGUCCACGUAGCUCUGCACCAAGCAUCAUCCAGCAGCCAAUCCCACAACGCUUCGAAAUGGUAUCGACCGGUGUGCAAACAUCACCCCGCACCUCCCCAGCCCCAACCCCACCGCAAAGACAGCCAGAAGUUAGCAACAAGCCAAUCUGGAAGGUCCCAUUGUCCUCUCAUCACAGUCGGACAAUGAGCCAGACGCGCUCAUUCGAGAAGCCGUCUGGAAGCCCCUCCUCACUCAGGGCCGAAUUCGCGCUGCCUAAACUACCUACCCGACCUUCUCUCGAGUUGCGAUCCAAGUCCCAACUCGGCAUACCAAGAUCCCCUGCUUCCUCCCGUCCGUCCCUCGAAAGCCAGCGUCCUUCUGCAUCCGAUCUCGGUCAUUCCAUAGAUCGUUCGAGAUCGGCCAACUCGAAUGCUCGGCCUGUGAGCAUGCACGUGGCGUCUGAUCUCGACUAUCUACGGGAUCGUGAACAGGCCCCUGGCCGUAGUUUUGAUGCACCUUCUUUGCAGCGUCGCAUCACUUCAAGUGCGAUAGAUGACUCGGACUCACCAGAAGAGACAAAGGUGAGAUCGAGCAUCGACUUCCUGCGCACCAUUGAGAUGGAAGAGCAUGGCCACAAGCAUCGCCGGAGUAGUUCCCAGAGCAAGCACGCAAAGCGUGGCAGCAUAACAAGCAUGGUCAAAGGCAGAUUCGGUGAUGCAUUCCGUCGCUUCGAACACUCCAAAACCCCCGACCGUGAGCGUGAGGAAUCGCCAAUGACCCCAAAGGAUCAGCAGCACAUCAACAAGCAGGGAACCGGCCUUGCCCUGACGCCAAUCGCCGGCUCUGAAGCCACCAGCGGUCUCAGCGACGACGACCGCAGCGCCUUUGAGGAAACCGAGGAGCUUUCCCCCGAGGUCCGCCGCGAACUCGAAAAGCGAAAGCUUGACGAGGAAGAACGUCGCGUGGAAGCCGCAGCCGCGGAGUACCGACAACGCGUCACGUCGCAAGGUCCAGGAGCCAAAGCCGGCCCUUCGAAAGCUUCGACGAUUCAAAGCCGGGUCAAGAGUUUGCUGAAUGAGAGUUCCAAACCUGCAGCUGUGAAUCGUACUGCUGAUGGAUAUGGAAAGUACACGGAUAACAACAAACCCCUUCCCAGUCGACCGCAAGAGCAGGCCGACGUUGGUGCACGACAAGCUCCCACCAUCGCUCGAAAGCCUAUACACGUCAGUUCCACCAUGCAACAACAAGGCCAAGAACUUGCCUAUACGAAGCCAUCAUCAGGACGGCCCGCCAUGUCUCCACCCGCGCCCUCGACUUCGGCCCCACCCAUGAUCAAUCUUCGUGCGCCCUCUGGCCCACCGCCGCGAGCACCCAAGCCAAAAGCGUUGCAAACGGGGGGGUCAACAGCCUCCCUGUCUGGUGGUGGAAGCCCGACAAAAGCGAGCCCGAUUGUGCGGGAGAAGUCGCUACCGCUUGUCACGGGGGACGGUGCGGCUAUAGAACCUGAAGACUGGGACGUGGACACGUUUAGCAAGCGGUACCCCAGUCUAAGUGGAUUAGAGAUGGUGGAGACGGAGAUUCCGAGGAGAAGAAAUGGGGUUAGGGAUGUGUAG
Plenodomus lingam JN3 is the source of this 3495-nucleotide messenger RNA. The record is from RefSeq and is a predicted model, not a curated record. Lineage: Eukaryota; Fungi; Ascomycota; Dothideomycetes; Pleosporales; Leptosphaeriaceae.